Mycena citricolor is the source of this 3932-nucleotide messenger RNA. The record is from the annotation of a GenBank genome assembly. Lineage: Eukaryota; Fungi; Basidiomycota; Agaricomycetes; Agaricales; Mycenaceae.
AUGAACUUCCAGGGCAUGGUUCAUAUGAUCAUCACUACUUCUCGCUUUCUCAAAAUUUCCAUGGUGCGCGUGCGGAAGGAAAAGGGAGGUCCGCCCCAGAGCGCUUCUUCUGUCCCAGAAAAGAAAGCGAAGGACAAAUCGAAUAAGAAAUCUUCAAAAACUCUACCACCAAUCUGGAAGAACAAGUCCUCGCGCUGGGAGGGAGCAAAGCUGAUCUGGAGCUCGUCAAAAGCGUCAAGGGUGUCAAGGGAGGAGAUGCACCAGUUGCCGAUGUGUACAUCGCUUUCGAAGGACGUGUCUGAGUUCUUGAAAACCCUCAACCUUGGAUCUGGUAGUGCCGAUCUUGCCUCGGCGGCGGCGGUAACGACGACCCAGAAGAAAACCAAGCACAAGAAAGCUACCCCUAAGCCGGUUCAAUCAAAGAAAGCCGACUCAAAAGACGUCGAGUCCGCACCCAAAUCAAAAGCGGGUCCCAAAAAGUCUGCGCCAAACGCAGUGGCCUCGACAUCAUCAUCCGCACCCGAAAAGGCCACCCCCAAACAAUCGAAGCCGGUCAAGCAGACCAAGCAGCACAAGACCGUCGAGCCCAUCGUAGAGCCGCCUGCUGUUGAAGUCGCUGAAGCAGCGGAAUAUACGCCUAAAGUCGAACUUCCGAAGCAAGUGACACUGGACCCGAAAUCGCGAUUCAUCGUGACUCCAGCGUCGCAUUGGUACAGCGUCGUCCCGACUUUGCCUUUGGAUACCGCCACCGCCUCCGCGACCCAGAUCGCAACAUUGAGCACCCGCGCGGCAUCGCUACACGAAACGGACCUGCAGACCUUCCAGACGUCGUCGUCGUCCAACUCCUCAGCCUCGGAAGCGACGUUCUUGUCGAAGAUCAUACAGUCGGGGACCCUGUCCGACCGGCUUAGCGCGCUCACGCUGCUGGUGCAGAGCAGCCCGCUACACAACGUCAGGGCUCUGGAGACGCUCAAAGGAAUGGCGGAGCGCGGCAAGGGAAAGGGGGGCAGGGACGAGAGCUUGAAGGCUCUGCGGUGUGUGGUCGAUUGGUGGGUUGGCGGUGGGGCCCCGGGUCGCAAGCUCAAGUACUUCCGAGACCAGCCGUUGACCCAUCCUUCGGUGACGGACGCGCAUCUUCUGGCGUGGUACUUCGAGGAUUGGCUGAAAAAGUACUUUUUCUCGAUCUUGCAGAUCCUGGAGAGCCUGUCGUUGGACCCUCUGCCGUACGUCCGGACGCAGUCGCUCUCCCUGAUCUCGACGCUGCUCCGAGAGAAGCCUGAGCAGGAGCAGAAUCUUCUGCGUUUGCUAGUGAACAAGCUCGGCGACACCGAGAAGGCACUCUGCUCCCGCGCCUCGCAUCAUCUACUGCAGCUCCUCCAGACUCAUCCGUCGAUGAAAGCUGUCGUUGUGCGCGAAGUCAUGGCUCUCGUUCUGCGUCCGGUGGGAUCGUCCGCGGCGGCGGCGGCGGCGGCGGCCCCAGCUUCAGCGGCGGUGAACAAGCACAUCAGGUUUGAUGAUGACGACGAGAAGCCCAAACCCAAGCCUAAGCCCAAACAGCAGGAAAAGAAACCUGCGGGCAACGUCCACGCGCGCUAUUACGCGACAAUCACGUUAAACCAGAUUGUGCUGGGGCCCGGUGACAAGGAGGUGGCGCUCAAGCUCAUCGACGUAUACUUUGAGCUCUUCAAAGAGCUGCUGGGUGAGGGUGCGGUUCCCGAGAACGCUGAGGCUGAGCCCGAGGCCAAGGAGGAGGACGAGAAAAAGGCAGACAAGCAUGGGCGGAUCCGCGAUCACCAGAAGGGAAAGGGAAAGGGCAAACAGACUGAGAUUCGUGGGGCUGCCGGUUUCGCUGAGGUCGAGGACGAGAAUUCCAAGCUCGUGUCUGCCAUCUUAACAGGAGUCAACCGCGCGUUGCCGUUUGCCAAGAUGGAGGCGGGUGAAUCAGCAUUGAGCAAGCACAUAGACACACUGUUCUUGAUCACCCAUACGUCGACAUUCAACAUUUCGCUCCAGGCGCUUGUUCUAAUCCAGCAGAUCUCGACGUCUCUGGAGUCCUCCGCGGGCUCUUCCUCGUCACCGAACUCCAUUGCAGAUCGAUACUAUCGCACGUUGUACUCCUCACUGCACGACCCGCGAUUGGCGAUGUCGUCCAAGCAAGCCAUGUACCUCAAUUUGCUCUUUAAAUCAAUCAAGGCGGAUGCUCCCAACACGGACCGGGUGAAAGCGAUCGUCCGGCGGUUCGUCCAGGUCCUCGUCAGUGGCGGGAGUGGGGCCACCGAGUUCGUUGCUGGAGGGUUGUUUUUGCUGGGCGAACUGUUCAGCAGCGUACCCGGCUUGAGAAGUAUGUUGAGCGGCGGGAACGCCGCGGAGGAGAGCUACGAUCCGAAAAAACGCGAUCCACGAUAUGCCCAUGCCUCUGCGAGUCCCCUGUGGGAGUUGACACCUUUGCUGCAUCAUUAUCAUCCCGCCGUCUCCCUCCAUGCAAGACAGCUGCUUGCCGGCCAACAUCUUACCGCGAGCGCGGACCUGUCGCUCAACACGACGUCACACUUUCUCGACCGGUUCGUGUAUAAGAAUCCUAAACAGGUCAAGCCGAGCGAAAAUAGUCAUAUGGUGGGCAAGGGCAAGGGGUCGAGUGCGAUGCAGCCUGCAGCGAGUGGACUGGAAAGUGGCGUCAAGCUUAUGAGGGGCGAGAUGACGGGCCUGGAGGGACGAGUCAACGACGAGACGUUCUUGAGGAGGAAGGAAUCGGACGUCCCCGUCGACCAGCUGUUUUACUAUAAGUUCUUCACGCGUAAGAGCGCCAAGGACAAGGGCAAGACGAAGGCGGAUCAAGAAGACGAGGAGGAAGAUGGGGAUGAGGCAGAAGCCGACGACGAUGAGGACGACGACGACGACGAAGCGGACAGCGGCGAGGAGAUGGAUUUGACUGGUGACGAGGCAAAGGAAAACGGACAGGAUGAUGAGGAUGACAAUGAUGGAGAUGAAAUGAGUGAAUUGGAUGAAGACGAAGUAUGGAAGGCGAUGAAAGCCAGCAUGCCAAAAGCAGACGGAGACGAAGAUCUACUGGACGACAGCGAUGUAGAUAUCGAUGACGACGAAGAACUCGACCUCAGUGCGCUAAAUGGGGAUUCCGAUGAAAUGGACGACGACUCGGAAGCCGCCGACUCUGCAGACGCUGACUCUGACGACGCACUGUCGCUUGCUGAAGGCUCAGACAACGAGGACCUCAUCUCCCUCGACGGUGAAGGCGGUCUGAUCGAGUACGAUGGUGGCUCUGAUGACGAGGAAGAGUGGGGUGGAAUCAGUGGCGACGCAAACACCAAGAAACGCAAGCGUGACGAGGAUGCAUCUGCGAGCAAACGAAAGAAGAAACGCUCGUUGCCCACUUUCGCAAGCUACGAGGACUAUGCCAAGAUGAUUGAGGAUGGGUCUGAGGAUUAUAUAUAGCUUAGCGUGUUAGUGUAGGAACUAGACAACUUGACGCAAACUAGCAACGUCGUGUGUGUAUUCGUUAUUUGCCCUCCACGUGAGCGUGUAUCCGAUAUGUGCACAGCCUUGGCUAUUGACAGAGUUUCGCGCAUCACCUACCACGUCCCCCGAAAUUCGCUCAUGGCAGACGCAGAGAAGAAACUGUACAAGGCCAAGCUUGAAGCCCGGGACCAAUUCAUUCGCGAGUCGUGGGUCAAAGCCAUGGAGGUCCGUCUCGUGCGCGAGGAGCUAGAGAAGUGCCGCAAGGGAGAGGGCCCGAACGCGCUGGAGAACUGCAGGUGGCUAGCCGACAAAUACAUGCAGAUGCUGCAGGACAACCAGCUCAAGGGAUACAAGACUAUCGAGCGGGAGUAGAUCUUUGCGGAGAAAACUUUCGAUACAUAGAAUUCUCGAUACUGCUUUCAUCGACACGCUCGCAUGCCAACCUCACGGGGUCUUCA